CGCAGACCAGGCCAGCUACCUAAGAGAGUUACGUAGUUCUACUGAUUCUCGUAUCCGAUCGGAGAACAACACUCCCACAUUACUGAGGUGCUAGACGGCAAGCACCAAUAGGAAACAUGGCAACAUCCGAGCUUUCGACAUCUGAUGCACCAGAAAGCGUCAGCAACAGCACAAACAAUGACAGCUCGCUACGACAACCGAGUCCGUGGGCUAGCAAAUACAGAGGUGCCGUCGUAGAAGACCUCGACCCCUCACCGGCCUUCUCAACACACCCCACCUCCCCCAUCGGCCACGCACUCAUGUCCGCCCUCGAACGCGACUACACACACCUUACCGUCAUCGACGAACACAAAACGCUCCUGGGCUACAUGUCCGUACCGCGUCUCCGUGAAUUGUUAGAACGAGGACAAGUCCGAGAAUCGGAUCCGGUGGAAAAGGCGAUGCAGAAGUUUCAGAGAAAGGGCAGGAGGUAUAAGCUGAUUACUAUGGAGACUCGGCUCGAGGAACUGGAAGACUUCUUCGAUGGGGGCAAAGAGAAGCAAGAGUUUGCGGUUGUGACAGAUCCAGCGAGGAGGUUUGUGCUGGGCGUCGCGACAAGGGAGGAUUUGAAGAAGUUUGCGGAGAGGAGGCCGUUCUAGUCUGUUCCUCUUUCAUUGCGCAUGGUAAACGAGAAGGGAAGGUAAAUCUGAUGACUGGUCAAACUUUAGCAAUGGCGCUGGAGGAGUUCAACACUUGACCCGGAGAAGCGGUACGACUUGCCUUCACACCGUGAUUGAUGGACUAGGUACGUUUGGGGAUCAGCAUCUGCGUACUCCAGCUUUUCACAUAUAGUCGUGUGAACAAGUUCCAGACUUCGGCCCUUUUUCAGUAGCACGCACCUAACCAACGACCCGAGUUUGCAAUAUCGGCAAACACCGCUGGCACGACCGCAUGGAGAUGUUACCUUACGCUCGCACAUCGGGAUUAGCAACCAGCACUGGGGUCUUCAAUGGGAGUUCAAGGAGAGUCCGUUCAGUGAGAGGCCGAAGUAUGAUCACGACCACCCUUCAACUUGCAAGUCUCUUUGGCGGGAGCAGAUGAACAAAACAGCUAUUGCACCCAGCUCCGAAGCGAAGACAGCAAGUCCCAAGCAAUACUGACCAGGAUGCGAUGUAGCCCUGUACGACAAAACUCUUGCCUUGUCUCGUCCAUUUUGAGUAGUCUAUACUAGGGCUAAGAAAC
Molecule: messenger RNA, 1221 nt
Organism: Sphaerulina musiva SO2202
Lineage: Eukaryota; Fungi; Ascomycota; Dothideomycetes; Mycosphaerellales; Mycosphaerellaceae
Exons: 3
Coding region: 117-638 (173 amino acids)
Source: RefSeq, a predicted model, not a curated record